GGAGAAAGUAAAAAAGUAAAGGGGAUAUUUAAAGAAGAACAAUGUUAUUAUUAUCGGUCUAAACUAAAAUCUAAAUCUUGCCUUCCUGACUUUCUCUCUACGACAGAAUUUUUGAAGCUUCUCUCUGCUUAUCGACACGAUGGUUCUCGAGGCGACUAUGAUAUGUAUCGACAACUCCGAGUGGAUGCGAAACGGAGAUUACUCUCCGUCUAGGUUACAGGCGCAAACGGAAGCUGUUAAUCUUCUUUGCGGAGCCAAAACCCAGUCGAAUCCGGAGAAUACGGUGGGGAUUUUGACAAUGGCUGGCAAAGGAGUUAGAGUAUUGACUACUCCUACCUCUGAUCUUGGCAAAAUUCUGGCCUGUAUGCACGGCCUUGAUGUGGGAGGAGAGAUCAACUUAACCGCAGCUAUCCAGAUCGCCCAGCUAGCUCUUAAGCAUCGCCAAAACAAGAAUCAACGCCAAAGGAUUAUUGUUUUUGCUGGAAGUCCAAUCAAGUACGAGAAGAAGGCCCUAGAGAUAGUUGGAAAAAGGCUGAAGAAGAAUAGUGUCUCUCUUGAUAUUGUCAAUUUCGGGGAGGAUGAUGAUGAGGAAAAGCCUCAGAAACUCGAGGCGCUCCUUACAGCUGUGAAUAACAAUGACGGUAGCCACAUUGUUCAUGUUCCUUCUGGAGCCAAUGCUCUCUCAGAUGUGCUUCUCAGCACACCUGUAUUCACGGGUGAUGAGGGUGCAAGUGGCUAUGUUUCUGCGGCAGCUGCUGCAGCGGCCGCAGGUGGGGACUUCGACUUUGGUGUGGACCCAAAUAUCGAUCCAGAACUUGCUCUUGCCCUUCGGGUCUCCAUGGAGGAGGAGAGAGCAAGACAAGAAGCUGCUGCCAAGAAGGCGGCCGAUGAGGCAGGUCAGAAAGACAAAGAUGGGGACACAGCUUCCGCCUCACAGGAGACAGUUGCUAGGACAACUGACAAGAACGCUGAACCAAUGGAUGAGGACAGUGCGUUGCUAGAUCAGGCAAUUGCUAUGUCUGUUGGUGAUGUGAAUAUGUCAGAAGCGGCUGAUGAGGACCAGGAUCUGGCUUUAGCUCUGCAAAUGUCAAUGAGUGGGGAAGAGUCAAGUGAAGCUACAGGUGCUGGAAACAACCUCUUGGGAAAUCAAGCCUUCAUAUCGUCUGUUCUCUCAUCGCUUCCUGGGGUGGAUCCAAAUGAUCCGGCAGUUAAAGAACUACUAGCGUCUCUGCCAGACGAGUCAAAGCGUACCGAGGAGGAAGAGAGUAGUAGCAAAAAAGGCGAGGAUGAGAAGAAGUGAAGAAGGAUCUGAGAGUCUCAAUAAAAAUUCCUCUUGUUUCUUUGGUUUGAUAGAGAUUGGAACUGAAUUUAACUAAUCUCUCUGCCUUGUGAAAUUUGUUUUUUUCUCUCUCUCUCGCCUUUUUAUAAUGUUGUUAUUGUACGAGUCAAGGACUAGCUUCCUUCUUAAUUUUUAUUGGACUUUAUGUCAAUGGGCUCUUAGAAAGUAAGCCUAUUUGUUACAGGUCUCUCGAUCAAUUCAGUAGAAUAGCGAGUCCUAAAUUCGUAAUGAACCUUGCACAAGUGUCAAAUCUGAAAUAUUCUUACGACAGUGCAAAAAGUCUACAUUGGUAAUUAAAUUUUGCUCACAUUUCUGCGAAGUUAUGUUUUU
Messenger RNA from Arabidopsis thaliana (thale cress), 1669 nucleotides. RefSeq names its product regulatory particle non-ATPase 10 (gene RPN10). Gene Ontology annotation, cellular component: proteasome regulatory particle, base subcomplex. The transcript has 10 exons. Bases 140 to 1300 code for a protein of 386 amino acids. Lineage: Eukaryota; Viridiplantae; Streptophyta; Magnoliopsida; Brassicales; Brassicaceae. The record is from RefSeq and is marked reviewed.